CACUCUUUACCAUUUUCCAUUCGCAAAGUAUUCUCUCUCUCUCUCUCUCUCUCUCUCUCUCUUCUCCGCGCACGAACUCGCCUCUUUCCUUCGGACUCUGCGCAGAGGAGCUUUCCCCCUUAUGCGAAGCGCGAAUCCGAAGCCGCAAGCUCCGAGCUCCGACCGCAAUGUGGAAGCUGAGCCAGUCGUUGUUCGGCGGAGAAGAAGAGGGCCAAGACGAAGUCUUGGCUGAAGACUCAGAUGGAAUCUGCUCUCUCUCUCCUAUGCAGAGGGUCUACGCCUUCGGAGCGUGUCUUCUCGUCGGCCUCGUGUGCAUGUUCCUGUCCUUGAUUGUGUUUGCGAAGCCCAUCAAAUUUGCCGUCGUUUUCACCUGUGGCAACCUUUUGGCCGUCGGUAGCACAGUCUUCCUUAUUGGAGCUGCACAACAAAUGAGGAUGAUGUUUGACUCAACUCGAGUCUUUGCAACAGCCAUUUACCUUGGAUGUGUCGCUUUAGCUCUCAUCUGCGCUCUUUGGAUACAUAGUAAGGUUUUGACCAUUAUAGCAAUCAUUAUUGAGAUCUGCGCCCUUAUCUGGUACAGUUUAAGCUACAUUCCUUUUGCCCGAAGAAUGGUUUCUGAUUUGAUGGUUAGACUUUGUGACACCGAGUUGUAAGAGAAGUUCGUUCACCAUUGGUUUAUUAUUUUAUGCAUUGGGGUUACUGGUGUGUGGUCAUUUUUUUUGCUUUUCCUGAGCCUGUGAUUGAUUGCUUGCUAAUUGUCAUAUUUGUUUCUUCAUUGAACUGUUUGCUUUGGUUUCUUGAAUCUGUUUUGCACCUGAGUUCUGGUCCAAUAAACUUUUGUAAGCUCAUUGUUAUCGAAUUUUGUCGAGCCAAGGGUCGGUAAUGGUUAUAAUACAGUACAUCUUUGGAAGAA
Molecule: messenger RNA, 913 nt
Organism: Eucalyptus grandis
Lineage: Eukaryota; Viridiplantae; Streptophyta; Magnoliopsida; Myrtales; Myrtaceae
Product: vesicle transport protein SFT2B
Exons: 6
Coding region: 168-653 (161 amino acids)
Biological process (GO): vesicle-mediated transport
Cellular component (GO): membrane
Source: RefSeq, a predicted model, not a curated record